Messenger RNA from Rotaria sp. Silwood2, 339 nucleotides. Lineage: Eukaryota; Metazoa; Rotifera; Eurotatoria; Philodinida; Philodinidae. The record is from the annotation of a GenBank genome assembly.
AUGGCACAUUCUUCGUCAAGUCAACCGAAGACACCUCGUGAUCAAGAAAAUCAGUCAAAUACAAUUUCAGAAAAAGCCGAUGACACAAAAUCGCGUCUCUUACCAUCUUCAAUUAAAGAAUCAUCUGCUAGCACACGAUAUGUAGGAGCAACAGCACGACCAUUUGAUGACUUUGCUCUUCUAGAAACAGAUUUUGAUGCGCGAAAUGAAAUACUUAUAAGACCAGAAGCACGAUCAUUUGACGAGAUUCUUGUUGGAACAACAGAUGCUGAUACGAAAGUUGGAACAAUUAAAAAAUCUGGUGAUAAUAGUUCGUCAUGGAAUAAUGAAAAAGCAUAA